This is a messenger RNA of Rattus rattus (black rat), 5620 nucleotides long. RefSeq names its product transient receptor potential cation channel subfamily V member 3 (gene Trpv3). The record is from RefSeq and is a predicted model, not a curated record. Gene Ontology annotation, biological process: calcium ion import across plasma membrane. Gene Ontology annotation, cellular component: membrane. The transcript has 18 exons. NCBI's taxonomy places the organism in Eukaryota, Metazoa, Chordata, Mammalia, Rodentia, Muridae. The coding region runs from base 164 to 2539 and encodes 791 amino acids. Gene Ontology annotation, molecular function: calcium channel activity; protein binding.
CUUCAUUCCAGCUGUCAGCUAUCUCUGUGUCUACGAUGAGAGCCUCUGGCCACCUCAGCCACCUUCCCGACGGUGGGUUUUGGGCCCCAGACAUGCGGUGAUCUCAAAGCAAGGGCUGCUACCACCAACCGGAACCUGCCAGCAUAUGCCUUAGGCUCCAGCAAUGAAUGCCCACUCCAAGGAGAUGGUGCCCCUCAUGGGCAAAAGAACCACUGCACCUGGCGGGAACCCUGCUGUGCUGACAGAGAAGAGGCCGGCAGAUCUCACCCCCACCAAGAAGAGUGCACACUUCUUCCUGGAGAUAGAAGGAUUUGAGCCCAACCCCACUGUUACCAAGACCUCUCCCCCAAUCUUCUCCAAGCCGAUGGACUCCAACAUCCGGCAGUGCCUCUCUGGCAACUGUGAUGACAUGGACUCUCCUCAGUCUCCUCAGGAUGAUGUGACAGAGACCCCAUCCAAUCCCAACAGUCCAAGCGCAAACCUGGCCAAGGAAGAACAGAGGCAGAAGAAGAAGCGGCUGAAGAAGCGCAUCUUCGCGGCUGUAUCAGAGGGCUGCGUGAGGGAGCUGCGGGAACUCCUGCAGGAUCUGCAGGAGCUCUGUAGACGGCGCCGCGGCCUGGAUGCGUCCGACUUCCUAAUGCACAAGCUGACAGCCUCAGACACUGGGAAGACCUGCCUGAUGAAAGCUUUGCUCAACAUCAACCCCAACACCAAAGAGAUCGUGCGGAUUCUGCUUGCCUUCGCUGAGGAGAACGACAUCCUGGACAGGUUCAUCAAUGCGGAGUACACGGAAGAGGCCUACGAAGGGCAGACAGCGCUGAACAUUGCCAUCGAGCGGCGCCAGGGAGACAUCACAGCAGUGCUCAUAGCAGCGGGUGCUGACGUCAACGCUCACGCCAAGGGGGUCUUCUUCAACCCAAAAUACCAGCAUGAAGGCUUCUAUUUUGGCGAGACGCCCCUGGCCUUGGCAGCAUGUACCAACCAGCCUGAGAUCGUGCAGCUGCUGAUGGAGAAUGAGCAGACAGACAUCACUUCCCAGGACUCUCGGGGAAAUAACAUCCUGCAUGCGCUGGUGACAGUGGCUGAGGACUUCAAGACCCAGAAUGACUUUGUUAAGCGCAUGUAUGACAUGAUUCUGUUGAGGAGUGGCAACUGGGAGCUGGAGACCAUGCGCAACAAUGACGGUCUCACGCCACUGCAGCUGGCUGCCAAGAUGGGCAAGGCUGAGAUCCUGAAGUAUAUCCUUGGCCGUGAGAUCAAGGAGAAGCCUCUCCGGAGCCUGUCCAGAAAGUUCACAGACUGGGCAUAUGGGCCUGUGUCAUCCUCACUCUAUGACCUCACCAACGUGGACACGACGACGGAUAACUCUGUGCUGGAGAUCAUCGUCUACAACACCAACAUUGAUAACCGGCAUGAGAUGCUGACCCUGGAGCCUCUGCAUACACUGCUGCAUAUGAAGUGGAAGAAAUUUGCCAAGUACAUGUUCUUCUUGUCCUUCUGCUUCUAUUUCUUCUACAACAUCACCCUGACCCUCGUCUCUUACUACCGUCCUCGGGAAGAUGAGGCUCUCCCACACCCCUUGGCCCUGACACAUAAGAUGAGUUGGCUUCAGCUCCUAGGGAGGAUGUUUGUUCUUAUCUGGGCCAUGUGCAUCUCUGUGAAAGAGGGUAUUGCCAUUUUCCUGCUGAGACCCUCUGAUCUUCAGUCCAUCCUGUCGGAUGCCUGGUUUCAUUUUGUCUUUUUUGUCCAAGCUGUGCUUGUGAUACUGUCUGUAUUCUUGUACUUGUUUGCCUACAAAGAAUACCUUGCCUGCCUCGUGCUGGCCAUGGCCCUGGGCUGGGCGAACAUGCUCUACUACACGAGAGGCUUCCAGUCUAUGGGCAUGUACAGCGUCAUGAUCCAGAAGGUCAUUUUGCACGAUGUUCUCAAGUUCUUGUUUGUUUACAUCCUGUUCUUACUUGGAUUUGGAGUAGCGCUGGCCUCACUGAUUGAGAAAUGCUCCAAGGACAAACAGGACUGCAGCUCCUACGGCAGCUUCAGCGAUGCGGUGCUGGAGCUCUUCAAGCUCACCAUAGGCCUGGGCGACCUGAACAUCCAGCAGAACUCCACCUACCCCAUCCUCUUUCUCUUCCUACUCAUCACCUAUGUCAUCCUCACCUUUGUCCUGCUCCUCAACAUGCUCAUCGCCCUGAUGGGGGAGACGGUGGAGAAUGUCUCCAAAGAGAGUGAGCGGAUCUGGCGCUUGCAGAGAGCCAGGACCAUCUUGGAGUUUGAGAAAAUGUUACCAGAAUGGCUGAGAAGCAGAUUCCGCAUGGGAGAGCUGUGCAAAGUAGCUGAUGAGGACUUCCGGCUGUGCCUGAGGAUCAACGAGGUGAAGUGGACUGAAUGGAAAACACACGUGUCUUUUCUCAAUGAAGAUCCAGGGCCCAUAAGACGGACAGCAGAUUCAAACAAAAUUCAAGAUUCUUCCAGGAGCAAUAGCAAAACCACCCUCUAUGCAUUUGAUGAAUUAGAUGAAUUUCCAGAAACGUCGGUGUAGAAGCAUGGCUGAAGGCUGAUGUGAACACUGUGGUCUGAUGCUGCAGGCCAAGCCCUGGUGCUGAAGUGCUAUGCAGAGUGCUAGACUAGAAGCAAAACACUCCUCACAGUGGCUGGUGGCUGCUGAGGGGCAGCAGUCACGAUCUGAAAGGAAGGCUCCUUGGGUUUUGUGACUCCAGAGGUCAGUAGAAAUCCAUGGCCAGCAGUUCUGGGUCUGGAAGUCUCCUGAUGCCCCGGGUGAGGUGCCUGCAGGUUGGCUUGGCUCCAAGACGCAUGUGCUGGGGAAGACGGAGCUGGGGUCUGAGGAGUGGGGAGAGCAGUCUUCCCUCUACUAUGGUCUGUUGUUAGGGCCAGCUCUUCCUUUGCCUCCACAACUGUGAUUUGUGGGGGAUCCUGUCCUAGCAAGUCUAGAAGAUCUGAGCUAAGUUGAUCUACCUGGGGAGUAAGGGAAUGAGCUAUGGGAAUACCCUCAUUGAGUCUCCAUCGAGCAGGAAGCUGGACUCCAUCCUUGGACUGAAACCCAAGGCUAAACCUAUCUCCAGCAGAGAGAUGUUUUAACAGUGUAACUGACACAAAAUUUUUAUUUUUAGUUCAGAAAAGCCAUUUCACUUUUGAAUGAAAAUUACUUCAGAUGAAGUAGGCAACUUUAAAAGCUAAGAAAUAGAUUUUGGGCUUUUGGACUGAAUGUAAGUAUUAUAUACUAGGCCUCAGGAUGGUCAGGGUCAGGACAAUAAAAUUUUCCUCAUGCACACAAAGCCUGAGGGAGACAGGCUGUGAUCUAGGGAAAAGGUUUGGUGUCCAUCUUCUUUCAGCCCCAUCCAGUGCUGGCCUCACUUUAUCUGAGAUGAAAAUAGCAGCUGAUCUGUUGAGAGGGUUUUAAAACUGAAAGCUGACUAGCACACGCCAGUGUUUCGUAUGUUUUUGUUAACUGUGAAUACUGAAACUGUAGUAGAAGGCUUCUCAGGAAAGGAUAUCUGUCAAACUUAGGGCUGACUUCUUAUCCUCAGCCUAAGUUUUUUUUUUUUUUUCUCCUUGAAAUUUCAGAGUCAGUUUGGGGUGUAGAGGUAGAGAUUGGAGAAUUUCUCCAGUGGCUAGAACUGAAAUGUUCCUCCCACCCCCAGCCUACACUCUUCUGUUAUUUAGUGAUAGGAUUCAUGUGGAAAGGUUUGAGAUGGAAUCAUAGAUGAUUAUGAAGAUUUUUUUUAAUGUUAAAGAGGGUGGACAUAAGUUGGGACUUUAGAAAACUUGGCAAUUGGUGAGCUAAUCAGUCUAGAGACCAGACAAAGCAGUUCACUCUGGCAGGUUUCUCCAUUCUAGAAGGUUCCAAGUACCAGCUUAGCUGGACAGGUGAAAAGUUGGUCAUUUCAUCCUGAAUGGCCAGGUCAGGGGAGAUGGUGGAUGGUACAGCAUGGACAGCUGCCCAGUCUGCAGCAGCCACUACCUGCUCAACCUUCUAGAGUCUACAUUGCUCAAAGAUCACACUCAAGUAGGGGAAGAUGACAAAGCAUGUGUUUUUUUUGGAAAAGCAAGAACCUGAGGGGGACAUCAUGGGAAGGAUGGGCAGAAAUAGUCAGAAAACUGGAUUGAGAUUUUGGUUCAGUUCAGUAGAGUUCAGCUUCGGGAGUUUGGAAGUAUUCAAGAAAUGGGGUGAGCACUUGUUGGGGAAGAAGCUGAAGAAAGCAGUUAGGUGAAUCUUAAGGUUCCUAGACAUUCUACAAGCCAGUAUUCCAUACCUGGAGUCUCCUUGAGUUACCUGAACAGAAGGUCCUGUUUAAAGGGCAACCACUGGUUCUAGGGAGCUGGGAUUCCAGCUUCGUGCUGCCUUGGAAGUCAGGAGAUAAAGCCACAUAGCUUUGCAUUUCCCACCUGGAUGGAAGGCAUGUCACGUUGGGCAGAUAGAAAUAACCAGCUUCUCACAUGUUGUGGAGAUCUGCUUUUGGUGGAUCUGGGUGGAGUUUGUUGGCAAACUCAUUUCUAAACUUGCUAUUCAUCUAAAUGUGGGACCCCCUCCCCCAAUGAAGGCUUCCAGCCCAGAAUGUCAAGCUAAGAAAGUUCAUCAAAGCAAGGAAAAGGCAUCUCAACAAAUGGUGUCCCAUUCAAAAGGACCAAAUCCCUCAUUAUACAUGUGGAGACUCAGGCUCUGGAAUGAACAUGACUUGUUCUAAGUCAUGUCAGAGUAGGAGAUGCUAGGAUGUUCUGAUUUCUGAGCCACAGGGAUCCUUUUGCAGCUUUUAUCAUUGAGUCUUUUUGUAGUUGCCACAUUGAGGGGCUAGUUCUCUCUCUCCUCUCUCUCCUCCCCACCCCCCUCUCUCUGUCUCUCUCUCAUGUCUUGGAAGUUAGCAUUGUCCGUACAACCCAAUAACAAGUCUAAAGGUCAAAUGUGCCUAAAGCCACACAAUAACAACAAAAAUAGCAAGAAUACACACACACACACACACACACACACACACACACACACACACACACACACACACCACUGACUCUGUGGGCCUAACAGGACAUCUUAAAACUCCAUGCUUUACAUUCCAGUAGUUUAGGGGGAAGAGGUUUUCUGGGGAUGGGACUGAGCAUGCUCAGGCAGUAGCUGCAAACCCUGUUUUAGGUAAACAUUUCCCCAGGAAGAGUUCUGUAUUCUAGACAUGAUGUCACAUGUCUGUCUGGGAUAACACCAGUGCUUACUUCCUUCCUGGUGUGGGGGGAAGGAGUGAAAGUCGUACUGUGAAGCCAUUGAGCUCUUAGGCAUCUGCCAAGAGAGUGCAGUAUUAUCGAGGUUCCUUUCCUUCCUUUUGCUCUGGGUGAGCCACAGGGAGACAGGCUCUCACCAGAGUCUGUAAGUCAUAUUUGACUUCUGCAUUGAUUUACGUGUUAUUUUAUAUUUACUGUGAUUUUGGUUCCAGACACAGAGUUAUUGUCUUAUUCUCACGGGAUGUACCUGAUCCUUAUAUAACUUAAUUUAUAGACUUGUUUUUAGUGUUGUUUGUGUGAAACUACAUGCUCAAGAAAUCAUAAAGAGUAAGACUACUUUGGUCUCAUUGAAGAAAUACUGUUUUGAUUUCUAAUAAAUAUUUAUUUUGUCACGUUA